This is a messenger RNA of Aspergillus vadensis CBS 113365, 1431 nucleotides long. Its product is annotated as glycoside hydrolase family 43 protein. The record is from RefSeq and is a predicted model, not a curated record. Bases 98 to 1324 code for a protein of 408 amino acids. The transcript is spliced from 2 exons. Gene Ontology annotation, molecular function: hydrolase activity, hydrolyzing O-glycosyl compounds. Lineage: Eukaryota; Fungi; Ascomycota; Eurotiomycetes; Eurotiales; Aspergillaceae. Gene Ontology annotation, biological process: carbohydrate metabolic process.
AGGUAGUAAAUGCCACCCUCCAGACCCAAAAAAUUCCCUGGUUCGCGCGCGCGGAUGGCAACAUCCCAGCAAGUACACUCUCACCCAGGUGGAUACCAUGAAAGGCCUCCCAUCACUGCUGAACGGCAGCACCAGCCGCAGCAAGAAAUGGACACAAUCCACCCCAUCCACAGAUACUGCAGAGGAUGAGGGCCAGAGUGGUAGUACUAUAACACCCACCAAGCCGCCCUCAGCGGACACACCCCCAGGCGGCUCAAAAAACCCCAUGAUCUGGACGCGAAGGAAGAUAACAUGGCUCAUCACCCUGAUAGCUCUAAGCGUAGCCAUAAUCGUGGUGGUGAUAACCGUCCCAGUAGUUCUCCUGGUGGACGAUGCCCACAACGACGAUCCCAGCUACUACAACAGCGCCAACCGUCCAGUCCGCGUCGUGCAUGAUUUCCCCGACCCGGGGCUAAUCCAGGUGAACAGCACGUGGUAUGCAUAUGCUACAGUCGCUACACCAGAUAAUCCCGAUGUUCCUCACGUCCCGGUAUCGACAUCGCGGAACUUCAGCAGCUGGACCUGGCUGCAAGGAUACGAUGUCAUGCCGGCAAUGAGCAGUUGGGAAACGAAUAUGAAUCAGUACGCUCCAGAUGUGAUUCAACGCAAAGACGGCCGUUUCGUCCUCUACUACUCCGGCGAACUAAAAGACUGGCUCCGCCACCACUGCGUCGGCGCCGCCGUCUCCAACACCACAAGUCCCCUAGGACCUUACAUCCCGCACAACAGCACCCUCGCCUGUCCCCGCGACCACGGCGGCGCCAUCGACCCCGCCCCAUUCAAAGACGUCAACGGGACCCUCUACGUCGUCUACAAAGUCGACGGCAACAGCGUCGGCCACGGCGGAGACUGCAACAACGGCAAGAAACCCAUCGUCUCGACACCCAUUAUGCUGCAACAACUCAACGACGACGGCGUCACUCCCGUCGGUGACCCCGUCGAAAUCCUAACUAAUGAGAAAGUCGACGGACCGCUAGUCGAAGCUCCGGAUAUUAUCCGCACUGAUCGGGGCAUCUACUAUCUGUUCUUCUCCUCGCAUUGCUAUACCUCGUCAAAGUAUAGUGUUAAAUAUGCAUGGUCGACGUCGUUAAAGGGGCCGUAUACGAGGGCUGAGAGGCCUCUGUUUCGAACUGGGGACUUUGGACUGAAGUCUCCUGGUGGUGCGACGGCUUCGAUUGAUGGGAGUAAGAUUGUUUUUCAUGCUUUUUGUGGGGAUUAUCGGUGUAUGUUUGCCGCGGCGAUGAAUAUUACGGCGAAUUAUACCAUUUUGCCGGCGGCGCUUUGAGGGUGGCUUUGAUGUAUUAUAGAUUUGGUAGAUUUGGUUAUGAUGUACAUAAUAGGAUAAAAAGUUAUAGACCAUGUUCCAUACACGAGGCAAACGUUUCAGCCAUC